GUGUCUCUUACGCCUAAACUUCUUCGCUGGUGCUUAGAGAAAUUGUUCUAGUAGCCAUCAGCCUUUACCGCGGUAACCACCUUAUCUUUGCUGCCUACCUGGUAAUAUAAAUAAAAUUCAACAUCUUUGACUCCAUCGAUCAUCUCCUCAUCUGUGACAUCCACACAGGUAGGUGACCCCUCAGUUGUUUUUUUCCUGCUGCUCUUACUCUUCUGCAGACACAGUAUAUAAUCCAGAUAAAUUAGGGAAGAGCAUCUAGGUUAGAAAAACAUUUUUUUUCCUCUGAACUUUUAAUAACAUUACAGGCCAUUUACUGCUUAAUGACUGCGACUCAAGAUCUUGAUUUUGGUUCAUUUGUUCAUCCCAAUGUCAUUAUUUUGGGGUAAAAAGUGAAAAACUUGAAGGGGCAAAGUAAAUUUGAUCAGCCAUUAUUUGGCUCUCAAUGCUGAGUGACUUUUAAAUAUCACUAAAUUAAUAUUUUACUGUCUUGUCUUCCGUGUAUAUGGUAGCCUAUACACCAAAACAGCUAAAAAAAAGUGGCUCAUUGAAUUUCUAGUUAAAUAAAACAUCAACUACAAUAACUUUGCUAAGUGUGGAGUUUACAGCUUGAAAAAAAGUAAAAGUGGUUAAAUCUAACUAAAUGUAGUUGUUGCUGUCUGUGUUUUCUCUCAUUGUCAUGCUGCCUCAUCCAUUUUUUUUUACAUUAGUUGUUGGACAGAUUUCUAUUAAUCAGAUGAGAUUAGGGUCACAUAGUGUCUGUGGAGCUGGAUAUAUUUAGCUUUAUAAUAAUGCUGUCUAUCAGAUUUUCUCAGACUUUAUCAGACACUAUCAGCCCCUUCUCUUUCCUCUUCUCUUUCCUCUAAAGAUAUGGAAUGAGUGCGGCCUGUCAUUGCAGCUCUCAUAAUAUUGCUGUAACGGUCACUGCUCUUUUUCAGUUUCAACUGUCUUUUGAGUGAUUUUCUGAUAUUUAAAAGGGCUGCUGGUGGGUUUUUUUCUCCUAAAGGGCUAAAUAUCUUGAUACAAUUUGUUUGGAAAUAUACACAUCUGAAUAAUUCAUUUUAAAAAAGAUAUCUGAAACGUGUGUGAAAGCAGCGGUACAGUCUGACUUAAACAAAUCUGCCAGUUCACCUCACUUAUUGUUAUUCAAGUUGGGGUGUUGGGCUGUUUGUCCGCAGUUCAGGGUGUCCCUGAGGACAUGUCUUUUGCAUUCCUCUAACUGGCACACCUACAGUGAAAAGGCCACUGUGUAACCGUUUGGUCAGUGGCUUCAUCACUACACUUUUAGACCCAUUUAUUUUUAGUUUUUACUUUCAGCCACUGUCAAACUUCCUUUUCCUAGAAAAGGAAGUUUAAAGAAGUAUGCUGCUGAGAGAUCAUAAGUUUAGAGAUAUAAGUUUAAAGUACCUGCUACUUUGAUGUCAGAAGUGCUCUGAAAAUAUGAGGUACAUUAGACUCUAUAAGCAGUGGUCUCAUUGAGGCGUUUAUUUGCUGGUUAAUAUGACUUAAUAUGACCCCAAAAAUAUAUGCAAAAUGUUUUAAUUAUGCAAAAUUACCUAAUUUUUAUCUUAUAUAAAUCUAAUUUUUAAAAAAAAGUUGUAUAUUUUUCACUUUCUUGUAAUGGUGGUGCUGAAGUUUGAGUUUUGUUCUGUCAGUAUGGAGGAUUCAUCCGAGCAGUCUCACUGGGUGUCCCCAACUCUGCUGAGCUCUGAUCCUCUUGCUGGUUUUCCCUCUGAGUCUGGCCUUCUGCCUCCAGGAGAGGAUGGAGAGCCUUUCUUUUCCAGCCAGGACACAGACUACACCGGUCUGCCCUCUUUCUUCUCCAACUCCAGCCACAGCCGAGCGCCAUCCUCCUACAGACACAGCUCAGGUCAGUACUCCUGCCUGCUGUCACCCAUCAUCCUCAUUAUUCCUCCACCUUCUGAAUCAUCUCAUUUUACUCAUUUUCUCCUGUUUUCUCUAUAGUUCGACAGGUGUUCACUUCACCAAGCCUCCUCAGUAACUUCCAGCUGCUGGACGGACCAGGCAGCCACACCCUGAGCUCAUCCUAUAAUCCUCCCUCCUCCACUUGGAGCAGCAGCCCCCUCACCAAGACCACACUUCACUCACACACCCCUACCUCCCUCUAUACCCCCGGUGUCACCUCCUCCUUUACCACCUCCAGAGAUGGAUACUCAUCUCCGAGCAGAGAGGGUAGGGAGAGUCCCAGGUUGCAGGAGGCCUUGAAGGCUGAGCGUCUAAGCCCACUGGGAGGAUCAGGGUCCAGCGGCAGUUUCCUGAACCUGACACCUGCUACAGGGAGUGUGUACACCUCAUCGACCCACUCCCACCCGCACAUGCUGAGCCCCUACAGCUCAUAUAUGACAGGUCCACAAGACUACAACUCUGCUAGUCUUUACUCCAACCCUGGAGCAUGGAUCAGCCCCUCAUUCUCCCCCAAGCUUCACAGUAAAAUGAGGAUUUCCACUCCAGGUAAGAACAAGAUCAGGUCUUUAAUUUAAAACAGAUCAAUUAACGCUCCUGGAAAAGAGUUUUAAGAUAGUGACUUCAAUAGAAAUAUAAUCACAAAGCUGCAACACAAAGGUACACUUUCAAAUUCUCACAAUAAAGAUGUGAGUAAAAAAAAAAAAGAGCCAAAAAGUCAAAAGCAUUAAUCCAUAGUGGAGGAGUGUGCUCAGCUCGGCUGGACAAAUGGAAAUGUCAACACUUCUGAUACUGACAGAGAUCAUGUGACAUCUGUUUAAAGCAGCUGGAUCUGUUAUAUUUAAUGUUAAACCUUGCUCAAGUUCAUUUUUGAAAGUUCAAGUUAUCAACACUGACAGACAUUCUCAGAGUGGGUAAACAAAGUCAGCUAAUGAAAGUAAAGUGCUGCACUGAUGAUAACAACUGUAUACUCUCGAUUUAUUCAGAGGCCAGAGAGUGUGUUAACUGCGGGGCCACAGCUACCCCUCUAUGGCGGCGGGAUGGUACAGGCCAUUACCUGUGUAAUGCCUGUGGACUGUAUCACAAAAUGAACGGCCAGAACAGACCUCUCAUCCGACCCAAAAAGAGACUGGUAUGACCCACUGAACACUUGUUUGGCUUUGUGAGAUGUUUGAUAAAGUAGCGUAAAAAACACAUCAGUGUUUGUUUUUAUUGUUUCAGAUUGUCAGCAAGCGGGCUGGCACACUUUGCGCCAACUGUCACACGAGCACAACAACACUGUGGAGACGCAAUGCCAAUGGAGAGCCUGUGUGUAAUGCAUGUGGCCUUUACUUUAAACUUCACAAUGUGAGUCACUCAUCUGCAUAAAACUCACUGUUUUCGUCACAUUAAACACUGAGAACAUUGUACCUUCAUUUUCAUAAACUCGUCUGUCUUUUCUCAGGUCAACCGGCCCCUCACCAUGAAGAAGGACGGCAUUCAAACACGUAACAGAAAAGUGUCCAGUAAGAACAAGAAGAGCAAGAAGGCGGCCAUGUUUGAGCCAUACUCAGAUGUGACUCAGCCGCCUUCCACCUUGGAUGGCAGUGGGGGCCCCUUUUCCCUUGGCCCUGGUACUCUCCUCACCUACAGCCACGCACCUCACCUCAUCCCAACAACAUCACCCCUGCAUCCCUCAGCCUCCCUACCCUACACACACCACCUCAACACUGGCAUGGUGCCGACACUGGUGUGAGAAACGUGCACCUGCAAGCUGUGUAUGUUUGGGAGGUAAAAUGUCUGCUUUCUUGACAGUUAUUUGUGUGAAGUUGUACAUAUGUGUUUUUGCUAUGAAUCAUGUGAAUAAGGUUAUCAUUUUAAUUUCACUGUGUUUUUAAAGGAAACACCAAAUCUGUACGUUAUUUUUAUUAUCAAGUGUGUGUUUGAUGUCAGAGAGGAAAAAAUGGUCUAAGAUGUAAAAACAAAGAUUUAAUUUGACCUCCAUCUGAGUCUUUGUUCUUCUUGCGACCAUCAUGUAAUAUUACACUUUGGUUUUCUGCUACACAGGUCUCUUUUGUAUUGGAUAAAAUAAUAUUGAAACAUUGAAACUCUCUCAAUAAAAAAAUAAAAUAAAAUGUGUGAGUUAUUUUUGCUGUAGUUUUUGGUGUCAUUUGAAUUCUCAUUUUAUCUGUUUCUGUCCAGCAGCUAACCACAGUAACACCUCCUGAGUGGUGUUAUUGUCCUCCCUUACUCAGGUAUAAUAGUCUCUUUGUAUGGGCACCUCUGCUUCAACAGUGUAGUUGUAUGUGUAUGCAAAUUCUCUAUUCUGCAGACGAAGCCAACAUUCAACUCAAGAGCAAAACUUAGCUCUGGGUUUCAUAUUUGGCACGGCCAGUUGUCAAGUUCAUUAAUUUUGAAUGUACACACACAGGGUCAUGUUUGUGUCAGUCAUUAUGUCUGAGUGGUCAUGACAGGAAUUAUUUCAUGCUUGAAAAUUCAAAUCUCAUCUUGAGUUCAAAAUGUGAAAGGCUGCAGGAAACUUGCUUAGUAAUGAUAAGGUACACUAUGUCACAUAAUGCUAUUUAUUCUUCCCAAACC
Messenger RNA from Xyrichtys novacula (pearly razorfish), 4497 nucleotides. The record is from the annotation of a GenBank genome assembly. Lineage: Eukaryota; Metazoa; Chordata; Actinopteri; Labriformes; Labridae.